CAAAAAAGAAAAAAAGCUGAGAGAGAUGUUGCUGGCCCUAUAUAAGGUGCAGUCACCUCCUGCAGAGUGCAUCAAGAAUCACAGCAAAGUGCUGAGUGCUGUAGCUGCAACCUGCUGGAACGGACAAUCUCGGACCGUGAACCAUGGCCUACCUGCAGACCUUGUCCAAGAGCUUCCCAGGAUGGGUUUUCUUCUGUUGCUGUCUCCCUCUUCUUCUCACCAGCUCUCUACCUCUGAAAGGGACUUCUACUGCCCAUCACACCUGCAGGCUCAGGAAGAUCAGCUUCCAGCAGCCUUACAUUAGGAAUCGCACCUACACCUUGGCUAAAAUGGCCAGUGCCUCGGACAAGGACACAGAUAACAGAUUGAUUGGGCAGCAGCUCUACGUUAACAUCAAGGAAAACAACCGCUGCUACCUGAUGAAGAGGGUUGUGGAGAUUGUGGUAAAAGAUGUUCUCCUCACUGAGGUCAAGAAUCAGUACCCAUAUGUUGAGGAGGUUGCACAGUUCUUGGCAUCCCUGACCUCGGAGCUGAGCAGAUGCAAAUUCUCAGGAAACAGAGAACACAUUGAAAAGAACCUGGAACAAAUGAAGAACAAAAUGGAACAGUUGGGAGAAAAUGGAAAGACUAAAGCCAUUGGAGAAUUGGAUUUACUGUUUGACUACAUGGAAAAUGCCUGCACUGGUAUCGCAAAGAAGGGAGGGAACAAGGAGAAAAACUGAGAAAAUUUCAGAUCGGGCUUGAAGAGAUGUCUCUGAAAAUCUCUUGUGAUAACUCAAACUGAUUAGCUGUUACAGCAACUACACCCAUUCCCCCAAGAUGCAAUAUGUUUUCCAUUUGUGUCAAAACUAGCAAACUAAGUGGGCAGAGACAGGAUGCAUAUUGCUGCCUUCUUUGAAAAUGAAAACUCCAGGACACUGCAGCUCCAUUUAAAUACAGGCCAUUAGUUAUUUUCAAAGGCAUGCUCCUGUCCUCCCCAUCUCCAUAGGAAUGAGGCAACUGUUUCUGUCUUUUAUAUGUUGAAAUUUGACACCUAUGGAUCAGCUUUGAUCAAGGUAGGCAGUUAAAGGUAGCCAGGAAGUUUUGAGCCUCUUACCUGGAAGUCUAUCUUGAAUAUGUUGUUCCUCUUCUGACCUUUGCCUGAAAAGCUGGUAUUUCAGACUAAUUCAGAAAUAUUUUUUGUCGUUUGUAUUUAAUGGUAACUUAUUUUAAAGUAAU
Molecule: messenger RNA, 1218 nt
Organism: Chiroxiphia lanceolata (lance-tailed manakin)
Lineage: Eukaryota; Metazoa; Chordata; Aves; Passeriformes; Pipridae
Gene: IL22
Product: interleukin 22
Exons: 6
Coding region: 144-722 (192 amino acids)
Cellular component (GO): extracellular region
Source: RefSeq, a predicted model, not a curated record